CCUGUCUUCCGGAACGUGCGCUUUCUGUUUUCUUCCGAGCGAAGUGAACCUCUUCAGCCUCCGUAGGCAGUGGGCUCAAAGUGCCGGUCAAAAUGGAGGUGAAUCCCCCCAAACAGGAGCACCUACUGGCCCUGAAAGUAAUGCGGUUGACCAAGCCUACUUUAUUCACCAAUAUUCCAGUAACAUGUGAAGAGAAAGACUUACCUGGAGAUCUCUUUAACCAACUUAUGAGAGAUGAUCCUUCAACUGUAAAUGGUGCAGAAAUUUUAAUGUUGGGAGAAAUGUUGACCUUACCACAGAAUUUUGGGAAUAUAUUUUUGGGAGAGACCUUUUCCAGUUAUAUCAGCGUCCAUAAUGAUAGCAAUCAAGUUGUAAAAGAUAUAUUGGUUAAAGCUGAUCUUCAGACAAGUUCUCAGCGUUUGAAUCUUUCAGCCUCUAACGCUGCAGUGGCCGAACUUAAACCCGAUUGUUGUAUUGAUGAUGUCAUACACCAUGAAGUAAAGGAAAUUGGAACACACAUCUUGGUGUGUGCAGUGAGUUACACAACUCAGGGUGGAGAAAAAAUGUAUUUUAGAAAAUUCUUCAAGUUUCAGGUUCUCAAACCAUUGGAUGUGAAAACCAAAUUUUACAAUGCAGAGAGUGACCUCAGUUCUGUGACUGAUGAAGUAUUUCUUGAAGCCCAGAUUCAGAAUAUUACAACCUCACCCAUGUUUAUGGAGAAGGUUUCAUUGGAGCCAUCUAUAAUGUACAAUGUAGCAGAAUUAAAUUCAGUCAACCAAGCUGGAGAAUGUGUAACUACAUUUGGGUCAAGAGCAUAUUUGCAGCCAAUGGAUACACGCCAGUACUUAUACUGCCUAAAACCCAAGAAGGAGUUUGCAGAAAAAGCAGGCAUAAUUAAGGGAGUAACGGUAAUUGGAAAAUUGGAUAUAGUAUGGAAAACAAAUCUAGGUGAAAGGGGAAGAUUACAGACCAGCCAACUUCAAAGAAUGGCUCCAGGUUAUGGAGAUGUUAGGUUGUCUUUGGAAGCAAUCCCAGACACUGUAAACCUCGAAGAACCUUUUCAUAUUACUUGUAAAAUAACAAACUGCAGCAGUGAAAGAACAAUGGAUCUAGUUUUGGAAAUGUGCAAUACCAAUUCUAUCCACUGGUGUGGCAUUUCAGGAAGACAACUUGGAAAGCUGCAUCCAAGUUCCUCUCUCUGCCUUGCCCUCACACUACUGUCUUCAGUACAAGGACUGCAAAGCGUCUCUGGCUUAAGACUAACAGACACAUUCUUAAAGAGAACGUACGAAUAUGAUGACAUCGCACAAGUCUGUGUGGUAUCUUCGGCCAUUAAAGUGGAAAGUUGAAGAAAAUGUCCAAUGUUACACUUUUCAUUGAGUUGCCCAGAAUUUUCUGCAUUUUUGCCACCUUUGUAAAAUGAUCAACAGUAAAAAUAAGUAUGUUAUUUAAAUUUCUUUCCUAUAAAAGUUAAAAUAUUAAAUAUUUGUUUUGAAAAGAA
Messenger RNA from Cervus elaphus (red deer), 1501 nucleotides. RefSeq names its product trafficking protein particle complex subunit 13 (gene TRAPPC13). The transcript has 13 exons. Lineage: Eukaryota; Metazoa; Chordata; Mammalia; Artiodactyla; Cervidae. The coding region runs from base 93 to 1349 and encodes 418 amino acids. The record is from RefSeq and is a predicted model, not a curated record. Gene Ontology annotation, cellular component: TRAPPIII protein complex.